Setaria italica (foxtail millet) is the source of this 946-nucleotide messenger RNA. Its product is annotated as probable calcium-binding protein CML7. NCBI's taxonomy places the organism in Eukaryota, Viridiplantae, Streptophyta, Magnoliopsida, Poales, Poaceae. Bases 139 to 585 code for a protein of 148 amino acids. The transcript has a single exon. The record is from RefSeq and is a predicted model, not a curated record. Gene Ontology annotation, molecular function: calcium ion binding. Gene Ontology annotation, cellular component: myosin II complex.
CCGAUUCCCCCCUCGCCGCUCGCGCUGUUCCCCACCACCACCACCCAAUCAAUCGCACACGCCUCUCCCUCCCCCCACACCCCCUUCCCCGCGCCGCGAGAUCUCCGAUCCCGACGACCCUCCCUCCCCGGCGGCGCGAUGGGCGGCAAGGACCUCACCGAGGACCAGAUCGCCUCGAUGCGGGAGGCCUUCUCGCUCUUCGACACGGACGGCGACGGCCGCAUCGCGCCCUCGGAGCUCGGCGUCCUCAUGCGCUCCCUCGGCGGGAACCCGACGCAGGCGCAGCUCCGGGACAUCGCGGCGCAGGAGAAGCUCACGGCCCCCUUCGACUUCCCGCGCUUCCUCGACCUCAUGCGCGCCCACCUCAGGCCCGAGCCCUUCGACCGCCCGCUCCGCGACGCCUUCCGCGUCCUCGACAAGGACGCCUCGGGCACCGUCUCCGUCGCCGACCUCCGCCACGUCCUCACAUCCAUCGGCGAGAAGCUCGAGCCCCACGAGUUCGACGAGUGGAUCCGCGAGGUCGACGUCGCGCCCGACGGCACCAUCCGCUACGACGACUUCAUCCGCCGCAUCGUCGCCAAAUGAUUCCCCGGUCCCACUGCCCCCGCGCGCGCUUCGUGUGUAAUGACCUCGUCUCCCGUGUCCCGUGAUUUGAUUCGGUUUGGUUUCGUUUCGUGUGAUCUGAUCCUUGUCUCAUUUGAGUUGAAUUUGGCCAUCACUUCUCUUCUCCUCUGCUUUUCGUUUCGGAACUGCUGCCUAGGGUUUGGAAUUUGGAUAAUGGAUAAUGGUGUGUGUGAUUAUGGACCGAUCAAUUAAUUAAUGGAUCUGGCUGAUGAUGAUUUCCUUAGCUACCUGUAAUGUAAUACUGCAAUGUGUAAAGUGUGGAUCUAUUUUCCCUCAUCACUGUUUGGGUAUGUUUGCUUAUUUGAUGGUACCAUUAUUGGAA